Molecule: messenger RNA, 2447 nt
Organism: Bubalus bubalis (water buffalo)
Lineage: Eukaryota; Metazoa; Chordata; Mammalia; Artiodactyla; Bovidae
Product: extracellular matrix protein 2
Exons: 13
Coding region: 1-2229 (742 amino acids)
Biological process (GO): extracellular matrix organization; positive regulation of cell-substrate adhesion
Cellular component (GO): extracellular matrix
Molecular function (GO): heparin binding; protein binding; collagen V binding
Source: RefSeq, a predicted model, not a curated record
AUGAAGAGGGUGCUGCUCCCCAUCCUGGCUCUCUGGGUGGGGUGCUGCCCUGGAGGGGCCUUGGCCAAGCAAGUCCUUGGCCCGAGAGGGCCCGGGGUUCGGCCAACCCCCACAGGGCUGCCCACCCUGCAGCCGCCACCACCCAGCGCAUCUGGGCCCCCAGACGGGCUGGCGCAGAGGGAGAGCAAGCAGAUUCACCCUGAGGCUGCCCACCUCAUGACCCCCCAUGAGUGUUCCAUUCAGGGCCACAAGGGACCCAUGAGCCUCAGGGAACCCAUUCCUGGAAGGGGAGAGAAGACACCCCCUUGCCAAGAGAGGCUGCUGCAGCUGGAUCUGGAAGAAUGGACCCAGGUUUGCUGGUUGAAGAGUACAGUUGGCUGCCCUAAUGCCUACCAAGGGGACCAGGAGAAGCGUGGGAGGCUGGAAGCGGAGGACCCGCCCAGGCCCAGGGGUGGGAUGGGAGGGGCCCAUGAGGGGACCCAGUUCCCUACCCACUGCAGACAGCAGGACUUGCAGGACAGGACCAUGGCAGUGGAGCCUCCACCUCCAGGAGCAAACUGUGUCAUGUGGCACCUACCCUUCAUCUUCCCAGAGGGUCAAGUGCGACCCAUGCUCAUGAACAGGAGCCCGGACAGGACUGACAAUGGGCAGCUGGACAGGCCACUGCUGUGGCCCACCUCCAAGGAGGGGGCCCCCGGAGCCCCCACCCAGCCCACAGCCCCUCGCUGGAAGCUCCUCGCCAGACCCGGGCUGACCCAGAGGAAGUCGACACAGCCAGCAGCCUGGGAGCACAAACAGAGCCGCAACCAUGGGGCAGGCACCAUGCAGGUCCACCCCCAUGCCACAGAUACAGCCAGGCCUGGGGUGGCAAGAACCCCCCAAGCCCAAGAGGGUGCCGUGGCUGCCAAGAAGGGCCAGGGUAGGCAGGUUGGAGGCCAGGAAGCCAAGAAAAGGGGCCCAAAGACCCAGAGGUCCCCCAAAGGGGCCCCCCAGCAACCCAGGCCAGCAAGCUGGUGUGAGAAGAAGGAUCAUAGCCGAGGCGAAGUGGGCAGCAACACCUCCGAGACCACAGCCUCCUGCCUCCUGGCCCAGGCGGCCAUUGCCUGCGGUAACGUCAAGAUGAAACAUGUCCCUGCCCUGUCUGACCCUGGCCUGACCACGCUUUACUUGGCAGAGAAUGAAAUUGCCAAGAUCCCAGCCCACACAUUCCUGGGACUACCCAACCUGGAGUGGCUCGACUUGAGCAAGAAUAAGCUGGAUGCCUUUGGCCUGCACCCCCAUGCCUUCAAGAAUCUGACACGGCUGAAGCGGCUGAACUUGGAUGGGAACUUGCUGUCCACGGUGCCAGCCUUGCCCGCCUCCCUGCAGGAGCUCAAACUCAAUGACAACCUUCUUCAGGGCCUGGAGCACAGCAGCUUUCAAGGUCUCAGCCAGCUGCUGACGCUGGAGGUAGAAGGGAACCGGCUACAUGACGGAAACAUCUCCCCCCUGGCCUUCCAGCCCCUGCGCAGCCUGCUGUACCUGAGGCUGGACCGGAACCAGCUUCGGACCAUCCCACCCGGCCUGCCGGCCUCCCUGCAGGAGCUGCACUUGGGCACAAACGUCAUUGAGGAGGUGAGAGAGGGCACACUGAACCACAGCCGCAGCCUCAGCGUGCUGGUUCUCAGCAACAACCGGCUCCAGGAGGACCGACUGGCACCCCGUGCUUGGAUCGAUCUUCCGAAGCUGGAGGCCCUUGACCUGUCCUACAACCAGCUGGUGCACGUGCCCUCCUUCCUGCCCCGGGGCCUUCGCCACCUGACGCUGCACCACAACCGCAUCGAGCGCAUCCCCGGCUACGUGUUCGCGCAUAUGAAGCCCGGCCUGGAGACCCUGCACCUGGCCCACAACAGCCUGCGUGAGGACGGCAUCCACGGCGUGUCCUUCCUGGGCCUGCAGGCCUCCCUGGCUGAGCUGCUCCUAGACCACAACCAGCUGCAGGCUGUCCCAAGGGGUCUCCUGGGCCUCCGGGCACUGCAGGUGCUGCGUCUGAGCCACAACAAGAUCAGACACGUGCCCCUGAAUUCCAUCUGUGACACACGUGUGGCCCAGGACUCCAACCUCAUCUCCACUCACCUGGAGAACAACCUUAUUGACCGGCGCCGCAUCCCACCCACUGCCUUCUCCUGCAUCCGGGCCUACCAUAGCGUGGUCCUUGAGCCCCAGCAGGGGGAGGGGGAAUCUGCCUAGCCCCACCGCCAGCCUUCCCCGCCCCCUUCUCUUGGGGGACUGGAGGUGGCAGGGGCCUAGGCCCAGCUCCGAUGGAUUGAUGCACCACUGGAAGAAAGUUCUAGAAGACCCUGCUGCUUCAGAUGUGCCCAUGUCCCAUUGACUGCCAAGGCCCCUUCACUCAGUAGAUGGCCCAGCCUGGUACGGUGCUGGUUUGGACUUGAACAUAAUAAAUAAAU